Molecule: messenger RNA, 261 nt
Organism: Caenorhabditis remanei
Lineage: Eukaryota; Metazoa; Nematoda; Chromadorea; Rhabditida; Rhabditidae
Exons: 3
Coding region: 1-261 (86 amino acids)
Source: RefSeq, a predicted model, not a curated record
AUGGCGAAACAGAUAAUUUGUAACUUCCAAAUCUUGACUCAUCUGCAUGGUACAAUGAUUCAGUUUUUGAGCAAAUUGGAUGGAAAAAAUGGAAUGAAUAGAUGGGAUAGCAUGAAAAAUGCAACCAGUUUCAAACGGAACGGACGGUUGGUCUAUGCAAAGUCUAUCCUAUUGGAUCUGGAAAAAACACGUUGCAAGGAGACAGUUUAUCUAAUAGAUGAUGGAGUGAGAUGCUUGUUCCAUCAUCCUGAAAAAAGAUAA